GCUUUCUAUUCGCAUGAUCUUCUGUGUUUUCUCUUUGUAGACAUUCACAUUUUUGAUAUGUCAAAAAAGGUUACACAGCUGAUAACUUAUUUGACAUUGCCUUGUGUGCCUUUUCACUCUCUCUUUCUCCAAAGCAAGCGCUGUGCAUAUAGAUUUGUUUACCUGAACAGCUGAUAUACAAAUGAAGUUUUAAAUAAAAAAACACGUCAGACAAAUUCGUAAUAGUUUUGGCAGCAUAGGCAUAGUAUUUGAAGAUGUGUUCUCGCCAAAAAAGGAAACAAAACGUCGCGAAAAAUUGCUUUCAACGAAAGAAUAUUUGACCAGUACAACUUGUAUGAAAAACAAAAUAAUAAUAACACCUCCCAUAAAAAACACAGUUUGCCAGCAGUUGCCAGUAAAAAAUUUACACUUAAAGCUUUAAAAACAAUUUUAGGAAUAUGAAGCAGAAACUAUAUAACAUUGACAACCGAAAAAUAACUUCUCCAUUAGGAGUUACUUUUCACAAGCCACCGAUGGGAGCGAUGCUAAUACACAUAUCCUGCAGUAAUAUAUUGAUAUUUAUAGCUGGUUCACUAGUCGCUAUUGUUGCGUACUUACUGUCACAUACACUGCCAUUGGGUACAGUAUGGCGUAGUCCCACCAAACAACUACAGCAUCUGCCAGAGUCCCAUUACUUACAAGUGCGUGAUGAAUUUGCCAUAUAUGAUACAUCGUCAGAAUACGCGCUUAAAGAAUUCUACGGUGAAGCUGCUAGUGCUGUUGCUGAAGUUGAUGAAGCAAACAUCAAAGAAGCUUUGAGCUCGUUAAAAUUGGCUGAAGAAAUGCGUAAUGCUAAUAAAAUUGACAAAGCACAGCGUUUAUUUGAGCAUGCUUAUGCCUUAGCGCCAAAACAUGCAAAAGUACUACUAAGUUACGGCGAAUAUUUGGAAUAUAACCAAAAUGACUUUGUGCAAGCAGACCAAUUUUAUUUUCAAGCACUUAAUUUGAAUCCAGAAAAUGUGGAAGCACUUGUAAACCGCCAACGUACUGCCACUAUUGUACAAUCAAUCGAUGAACGCCGUUUGCAAACACUUGAUGUCAAACGUGAUGCGCUGUCUGCUAUACAUGAAUCGAAUGCUUCAUUACGUCGUGCCAAAAAGGAGGCGUAUUUCCAACACAUAUACCAUUCGGUGGGCAUUGAAGGAAACACAAUGACUUUAUCACAAACACGUUCUAUAUUAGAAACACGUAUGGCUGUGGAUGGGAAGUCAAUCGAUGAACAUAAUGAAAUCCUUGGCUUAGAUUUAGCUAUGAAAUAUAUUAAUGCCAGUUUAGUAAAUAAAAUGGAAAUCACAUUAAAGGAUAUUUUAGAAAUUCAUAGACGUGUGUUAGGUCAUGUUGAUCCAAUUGAGGGUGGAGAAUUUAGACGCACACAGGUUUAUGUUGGUGGACAUAUACCUCCAGGGCCAGGUGACUUAGCAAUACUUAUGAGACAUUUUGAAAAUUGGUUAAAUUCAGAACAGACCAUGUCACUACAUCCUGUGAAACAUGCGGCAUUGGCUCACUAUAAACUAGUGCAUAUACAUCCUUUUAUUGAUGGUAAUGGACGUACCUCCCGUUUACUUAUGAAUACACUACUUAUGCGUGCGGGAUAUCCACCAGUUAUUAUACCAAAGCAACAGAGACACAAAUAUUAUCAUUUUUUACAAUUGGCAAAUGAGGGUGAUAUACGCCCAUUUGUACGAUUUAUCGCUGAUUGCACUGAAAAAACAUUAGAUUUAUAUUUAUGGGCUACUAGUGACUUACCACAACAAAUACCAAUGUUAGCUCAAACAGAAAAUGAAUUGGCAAAUAUAGACAAAUUAGUUACUCCGAUAACAGCAAAAUCGGCAACUAUACCCUUAAGAUCAGAACAACAGAGAGCUACUAUAACUGCAAGAAAUAAGGACACCUCUUCUAAGUAUCAAUAUCGCGAAGAGUUUGCAGAAUCGGGUUCUGGAGAAAUUUUCUAGUGUUUAAUUUAUUAUUUAUAUAUUUUUGUAAAUAAUUUCUUAUUGCUGAUAUUUCAAUUCAACUGUGUUGGAAGAUAAUAUAUAUUAUAUAUUUUUUAAUCUAUGUAUAUAAAAUAAUUUAGCA
Teleopsis dalmanni is the source of this 2115-nucleotide messenger RNA. RefSeq names its product protein adenylyltransferase Fic (gene Fic). Gene Ontology annotation, molecular function: protein binding. The coding region runs from base 438 to 1991 and encodes 517 amino acids. The record is from RefSeq and is a predicted model, not a curated record. NCBI's taxonomy places the organism in Eukaryota, Metazoa, Arthropoda, Insecta, Diptera, Diopsidae. The transcript has 6 exons.